This is a messenger RNA of Caenorhabditis remanei, 1242 nucleotides long. RefSeq lists its product as uncharacterized. The transcript is spliced from 3 exons. Lineage: Eukaryota; Metazoa; Nematoda; Chromadorea; Rhabditida; Rhabditidae. The record is from RefSeq and is a predicted model, not a curated record. Bases 1 to 1242 code for a protein of 413 amino acids.
AUGAACCUACUGCUCCCUAUUUUUCUCAUUCUACCGGUACUGGCACGGCCUCAAGAUCAACUAGAAUGUCCUUCUGGAUACACAUUGGUUAUCGACAAGUGCCUGAUGGUCAUCAAAACCCCGAUGCGUCAUUUGGAAGCAGAAUCUGCGUGCACUUAUAAUGGAGGCACACUGGUUAAUAUCCGUGACGCGAUAACAAACCGUGCCGUCACCCAAUUUGCUGCCACCGCUGGUAUCGACAAAACGUGGAUUGGUCUGUUCUGUUUUGAGAAUAAAAACACAUCGAUGUGCUACUACGAUGACAAUACUGGACCUAUCCUGGAUUACAAUAGUUUUGCAAGUGGAUAUCCAAUGGUUGAUGGUAUUUAUGGUGGGUGUGUAUACAUGCCAACAACGGGUUCUUUGGCUGGAAAAUGGGUCAGUGUGAAGUGUGAAGCAGAGAGUAUUCCGGUGAUGUGUGAAGUGCCAGUUUCAGUUUAUGACUCGAAUUGUGCUCACAAUUUCAACGGUAACUGCUACAUUCUUUCUUCUGAGUUGCCAAUCACAACAGCGAAAUUCGCGGACGCCAGAAAGAUCUGUCAGGAUAAGAAUUCAGAUCUUGUUUCAAUUCACUCAAAACGUGAAGUUGACUACAUCAAAAGUCUGUAUCGUGGAAGCAAAAGUCAGGUACUCAUAGGAGCUCAACAAAUCCUUCCAAACACUUAUACCUGGCUUGAUGGAUACGACUGGAAUACAUUCGACUACCGAGAUCCCCUCGAUCAGCAAAGAACAGAUUACAACUGUCUGACCAUGGACUCUGCAACUGGUUUAUGGAACAGAGCAAGCUGUGACUAUGAAUACGCAUUCCUCUGCAAGAGACCCAUCCAAUGGAGUACAGCCAAACCUCCGACUGAAGUAGUCCUGUCUCCUCAGAACCCAUCCGACUUCUCCAACUGCAACACCACUCUUCUAAUGACUCCUGGAACCAUCACCUCGUAUGGAUAUCUCAGUACAUCACCACCGGAACCAGCAGUAUACUGUACGUGGAGAAUCGUGACAACUGGACCAUAUCGGGUUAGACUCUCAUUCACUGACAUUAGUACUUAUAAUGAUAUUUAUGUGUAUAAUGAGGACGGAACAACAUUUGCUAGAGUUAGGUAUAGUCAGUCUGUAAUUUCCCCGUCUAACAUUGUUACUGUUGAUUUUCAAGCCACUGGAAGAGCCGGGUACAAAGGUUUUCGCGCUGUUGCUUUGGCGUAUUGA